Messenger RNA from Clavispora lusitaniae ATCC 42720, 2463 nucleotides. It is a transcript of the gene SEC34, whose product is annotated as Golgi transport complex subunit. Lineage: Eukaryota; Fungi; Ascomycota; Pichiomycetes; Serinales; Metschnikowiaceae. The record is from RefSeq and is a predicted model, not a curated record. Gene Ontology annotation, cellular component: cis-Golgi network; membrane; COG complex. Gene Ontology annotation, biological process: intra-Golgi vesicle-mediated transport; Golgi organization; intracellular protein transport.
AUGACUAGAGAAAGAAGCAAAUCUGUGGUACAGAAGAUUGCAUUCGAUGUUCCAUCUUACAAGAAGGAAGACUUGAAAUUAGAGGAUGAGUCCAUAGAAGCAAGAAAUGUUCACAAUCCUACAAUUCCCACCCAACCUCACCCAGUCGCAGGACCCACACAAUUCACUAGUCGAAAUAGAGCAAAAUCACUAUCACACUUGUCCUUGAAGGGGCAAAACUUAGCACACGAGCUUCCGGUGACCUCGUAUCCCUUUACGGAGAAGGAACGCGACCAGCUAACCCAAAACUUCUUGGAUACUUUAAACUACAAUUCUGUUCUAGAUUCAGAGUACAUUGCUGACAUCAAUGACUUGUUUGAUGAUGAGGUUUUGGCAUUUAAGUCUGAUUGUGACAUGAAUAUAGGUCAAAUGCGCCAUAUCAUAGCAGAAAACAAAUCUAUCUUGUCCCAGGUUAAUGCUUUAACGAUGCAGUUCGAUAAAGUCACUCAAGAUACGCUGGAAUUUGCUUCCCAAUCAACUGCGCUUAUGAACACGUAUAAUGAUCUUGAAAACAAAGUGACCAAGAUUGGCGAAGUUUUGAAAAUGUUCGAGCAUUUGGAAAAAAUAACUAAGUCUUUGGUCUCGUCUGGAAAUGCUGUCAUACGCACGGGCAGAAUUCUGUCUAUUUUAACGCAACUUCAAGACUGUUUGGACUUUUUGGAAGCUCAUUCAGAAUACAAAGACAGUGAGCUUUACUCUUUGCGUUAUCGACAAUGUAUGACGCGAGGUCUCACAUUGAUCAGAAACUACCUCAUUGAUUAUUUAAAAACUAUGCAUUCUUCGUUUUCUCAGAAGCUAGUUUCUAAGGAUACCACCAACUUAACUUUGGACAUUUAUAUGUAUAGUGAACCAGUGAAAGAGCUAACAAAACAAGAGGGACCUUGUCAAUUCCUGACUUUGCUUGGUGCUAUCGUGGAAAGAUGCGAAGGGCACGAGGAAUAUCAAGGCUUGGUAUCAGAUGUUCUACAGCAAUAUUUCAAAUUCAGGUUGCUGCUAAUUGAUCAGUAUAUUGAAAAACAGAAUCUGCAGCAACAGUCUGAUGCAUCAAAGACCGAAGGAAAGGCUAUCAAUGACACUGUUAUGUAUUGUCAAAAACAAAUUUCAGUAUACAAGAAACUUCUUGAGAAGGAAUAUUCGUUGUUUGUGAAAUUUUGCCCCGUCGAUGCAUUUCCACAACUGCAGCAAAAAAUGAUUUAUGACCAGCUAUACAACUUUUUUAAAGAGGCGUUGGAGCCCUUAUAUGAUGAAGUCCGAAACCGAGUGUUACGAGAACAAAGCAUCAGCGAGUUAUGCCAUUUGACUAACCUAUUGGCAAGCUAUUAUGAGUACGAAGAUGAUGUUUCCGUGAUUUCUUCAAAUGACGGCAAGAUUGAGUACGGUGAGCUUUUUGAGCCUAUGAUAGAUGAUGCUCAAUCGAGACUUGUUUUCCGCAUCCAGAAUUUUAUUGACAACAAACUUUUAAAGUACAAACCCCAUCCAGAAGAUUUGCAAUUGGGUAAUAGGAAAAGUAACAGCGAAGGUAAAAGAAGAGAUUCUGGUUUACAAGAUGUGGAGGAAAAUUUAUUCCCCAGUCUUUAUGCUCCUCUUGGAAUAGCCUUGACAAUUCUAUCAAAUAUUUAUGAACUUCUCAACUCAAUGGUUUUUGAUGAUAUUGCACACCAUAUUGUGCAUAGUUGCAUUUACAUGUUGAAAAACGGAGCCAUGAAACUAGCAAUAACUCAUUUGGGACCGAUUGAUGCAAAGUUAUUUUACUUAAAGAAUCUCAUUGCAUUGAAAAACCAGCUCAACAACUUUGAUAUACAAUUCGUACGGACAGAGACUACUUUGGAUUUCACAAGCGGAAUUCAGGAACUUAUUCAGAUUUUCAGAAACGGCCAAUUAUAUGUUAAGUUCAACCAAACAGGAGGUUUUCUAGAACUUGUGAAGAAGUCGACACCAAAGGUGAUCAAUAAUAUGAUUGAUGCUAAGCAUGAAAUUGAACUUGAAUUGAGUAAUGCUGUUAAUGAUUUGGUCACUGAAUGUGCCAAUGCGAUUUGCGAGCCCAUUUUCAUUGACAAUGAACUUUCUUUGCAAGAAAAGUCAGUGCAGCUUAACGACAAUGUGUUGAUGAAAAUACCCCAAUUCUAUUCGCAAAUACUCUCUUUUGUGGAGGAGAAGGAAGUCGUCAUGUACCUUGUGGAUCUCACUGUGAACUUAAUCUCAUCCACGUACGAGAAAUACUACUCUUCAUUGCAAGACAAAUUGGCGAAAAAAGAAUAUUCGCCACAGGAUAUAGACGAUGUGAUGGAGCCCGAAACGUUUUAUAAUUUUGUUAAUGAGGCUGUGUCCGAUUUAAACAGCCAGAACGAGCAUGUGGAAUUCAACGAGGCUUGUUUCGAAGAUGUCAAGCUGCCAGAGCCCAUAUUUGAGAAUCCCUCUUCGUGA